AUGGAGGCUUACCCAGAAGACUAUGUCUCCCAUAACCUGCCAUUCAUCGCCCUGGCUGGUCUACCAGCCGCCGAUCAGUCGACCAAUGCCUCCUCACCAUCUACCACGAGUGCUGCUCAAGGCAAUGGCUUGAGGAUCGCCGACAACUCUCCUCCGCUAUCUGGUCCUCAUGCAGACUCUAUUCUGGACGAGUUCUUGCGUGCAGAUGGUGCUUCUCUGUCCUGGAGUGAUCAAGCUAUCACAGACAGAUCCGGCUUGAUUGGCUUCAAGUUGUCAAGUACUGGGAGGUCUUUCGUCUUUCCUCCAAGGAAAGCUGCUCCUCCGCCGAUUGCUCCUUCAGCCUCUCCUCCAGGAAGUCCCAAUCUCUCUUCUCCUACCAGCCAUGAUCUACAUUCGCCCUUGUCUCCGCUCUCUCCUUCUUCGCCCGUCUUCCCUGACGGUCUCAUGACUCCGUUGUGGCUAGCCAAACAUCAAUCUCGCAUUCCUGCCGUCUACCUUUCCUUCCAGACGUUGGAUUCUGAUCCCUCCAACGAUGCCGCUCUCAAGAACCAUAUCAACGACACUAGGAACACGAUUGCAAAGUCUGGUUUCAAAACUCGCUAUGCCUUGGUUCUUGUCUCUGACGAUGCUGCCAUCUCACCUCUCGACUUUGAAGAGCGACUGGCAGCAAUCAGGAGAGCCACUUCCCUCGACCCCAAAUCCUCGUGUUUUCAUUUCGACGUGUCCGACUCUCAGACAGAUUUGCCAACCUUUGUAUCCAGUGUCUUGAGGGCCCUACAGCCUGUCUGUAUAGACUACUACAGGGAUCUGACAAAACAUUCGAGGAGGAAACGAGGUCGCGCUUCCCCUCCACCUCUCACCGCUGCAGCGAGUCGUGGUACAUCGCAGGUCUUGACUAUGAACGGCUGGAACGUACGCUACGACUUCAAAUUGGCCAUCUUUGCAGAGUUCCGACAAGAGAUGGACGUCGCCCAAAGACAUUACGAGUCGGCCCUAGAGGAACUAUUUGGCCCGGAAGGAAGCCUCGAAAACACACCAAGUUGGUCUGUUCGCUGGCAAGAAGCCCGUCUACUUUGCGACAUCAUUGCUUUCCGCGUCUUGCGCUGUCAAAUCUGGAGAGGCAUGACAUCUGGUGCUGCUGAGUCAUGGUAUAAUUACAAAGAGCGUAUGCGGGAUCUGAUUGAUCGCCGUGGAAAAGGUACCGACAAUAGCUACGGCUGGGAGGCAUGGGAAGCGCGAUGGGCAAAAAUGAUGGCUCAGCUAAUCGAGAUGGCUGAUUUGCCCGUCUUCAAGCCGAUUGACCUGUCCGACCCGGAAGAGCAGUCAACUGGCUCAGCUAUAUAUGCCCCGGCAGAGAAGCUAUACUCAACUAUGGAACGAAUGAUGCCAUUCCAUCUCCUUCAUCACCCUGGCUAUUGGUGGAGGUUAGCCUGCAAACAUGUCAUGGCGCGUAAAAGAAAGGCAGAAGCCAUUCCACAAGAAGACCGGACGUUACCCAGUGAGACCGCAGCUGCCCAAUUGGCAAGCCGGACCAGAACUUACGAUACCUACAUGGUUCCACAACCUCACGAAGAGGCACCGUUAUCUGGCCACAGCACUUACGACUACUUGCUAGAUCUCCAAAGUCAGACUGAGCGAGUGGAGAGUAUAAUGUCUGACAGAGGCCAAGCUAGAGCGGUUCAACAAGUCAAGAUCGAUCUUGCGCGUGAGUUCUCCAGAGCUGGGCGAUACGAUGAAGCACUUCAAACAUUGCGGCCAGUGUGGGACAGUAUGGCAUGGAGGCGUGAGAAGUGGUUCGAUCUAGCGGUAGAAGUCUUGGAGUUGCUGUACGAAUCCGCCGAAAAGACAGGCAACAUGAAGCUUCGGGCUGAGAGUGCUUGGGAGCUCACAUACCAACGUAGGUCCUUGAAAACUCGCAAAACCAUCGACCUUUUGCAGUGUCUAUCUGGCGCUGGUAACGAUGAAAAGUCUUCACAUAUUUUGUUGGACACUCAGACGAGAUUAUGUCCUUUUACCAUCACGUUCUCCUUCUUCUCUGGCGAAGGCUUUGUUGGAGACACGGCUGCGUGUCAGGUCGCAGUCAAAUUCAAUGGACCUACCCACAUGGCCGAACUCACCUUAGCAGAACUUCGCGUCCACUUCAGCACUAAUGUCAGGAGCUUGGUUGUUAACCACUCUGAGAACGACAAAAAGUCUAUAUCCACCGAUCUGAAGGUUCAAGAAGAGCACGGUUCGGCUCACCCGAUGGCAAAGGGAUUACUAACAAGCGCAAACUUGACAUUUAAGCCUGGUCAGCUCCGUGUGUUCAAUCUGACAAUUCCUCUUCGCGAUCCGGAUUCAUUCAGCGCCACGGGUGCUUCGCUAGUACUCAAGACUUCUGGAAUUACCCUCGAGCACGUUUUGAGCGGACCAUUGGACAUUAGAUGCUCGCACUGGUGGUUGCAAUCACAAGACCGACUUGUGAGGAAACAAAUUCCCAGAGAGGAGUCCAACGCCAUUCAAGUAUUGCCAAAGCCGCCAAAGGUACAGCUACGUAUCAUGAACCUUAAAGAGCAAUACUUCAUCGGCGAGAAGGUGUCCCUCGAAAUCCAGAUUCUUAACGAAGAAGCCGAAGAGGUCAAUGCACAUGUACGCGCUGAAGGACAGGACAACGCCGACGUUAGCCUGGACCUUGCCUGGAGGGACAACAAGAACAAGAACAAGACCAAUGACUUGGACUUGACCAAUCUUGAAAUUGGAAGGAUCUCAGUAAACGAGUCGAAGUCGCAUGUCCUCGAAUUUAUGGCUCCAUUGGAACUUUCAGAAUACACUCUGAGGUUGGAGGUCAACUACCGCCUGGCUUCGGACUCCGAAACACCGGUGAUCAAGACAUUGGAGUCCAUCAUACCUUUCGUCAGUCCUUUCGAGGCCAACUAUGACUUUGGACCGCGACUCCACAAAGGGACAUAUCCCAACUACUUCAAUCUGCCAGAGUUCUCAGAAGAAGACCAAGAGCAGCCGAAACAAGCGCGAGGUAUGUCGCAAAGAUGGUGCUUGACUAGUCGAGUGGUCUCCUUCUCCAGCGAACCCCUUCUGGUUGAGACAACACGACUUGUGGUGAACCGCGUCACCAACAAUGCUGUAUGCGAUGUAGAUGAACAACAACCGCCAGAAAAACUCUCACGCACCAUGGCAUUGAAAGAUAUGAUGGAUGUUCCUCACAUCCUGGAAGUCCGCAAGCUGACUCUGGAAGACCGCCGGCCAUCGGCCAUCGAGCUUUCAUUGGCGGUCACUUGGCGCAGAAAGAAUUCCCGCGAGCAAAACACAACGACCACGAUGCUUGCGGUCCCUAGCAUGACCAUACCUUCUGCUGAGCCUAGAGUGCUUUGUACUGCAUACAUCCCAGAGAAUACAGACGACGAGGCCAUUACCGUCUCGUACAUGCUAGAGAACCCAUCGAUGCAUUUCUUGACGUUCAACCUGACCAUGGAGGCAAACGAUGCAUUUGCUUUCAGCGGAUCGAAACAUCGAUCUGUGAGUCUCACUCCCGUAAGUCGUGUGCAGGUCGAGUACAGGCUAUUUGUAUAUCCUGUGGAGGACAGUACUUUGACCGAACGGCAAGGUCGAAAAGGACAUUGGAUCUGGCCCUCUCUCAGAGUGGUAGACGCAUAUUUCCAAAAGACACUCAGGGUAUUGGAUGCCGAAGAUGGGGUGCAAAGUGACGAUAGAGGUGGCGUGGGAAUCUGGAUACCCUCGUUGAGAUGA
Molecule: messenger RNA, 3744 nt
Organism: Aureobasidium pullulans EXF-150
Lineage: Eukaryota; Fungi; Ascomycota; Dothideomycetes; Dothideales; Saccotheciaceae
Exons: 4
Coding region: 1-3744 (1247 amino acids)
Source: RefSeq, a predicted model, not a curated record